This is a messenger RNA of Syngnathoides biaculeatus (alligator pipefish), 3606 nucleotides long. Its product is annotated as neuropeptide Y receptor type 2-like. Gene Ontology annotation, biological process: G protein-coupled receptor signaling pathway. Lineage: Eukaryota; Metazoa; Chordata; Actinopteri; Syngnathiformes; Syngnathidae. The record is from RefSeq and is a predicted model, not a curated record. Bases 2158 to 3234 code for a protein of 358 amino acids. The transcript has 3 exons. Gene Ontology annotation, cellular component: membrane. Gene Ontology annotation, molecular function: neuropeptide Y receptor activity.
AACAAACCAAGUCUCUCCGGCGAUCUCAUAUAAAGUGGAAACGAAAGAAGCAAAUACGGGCAAACUGAUGCGACGACGAGGCACACCUCGAUAAGACGCGAGUGCCUGGAGGGAGCUGAUUGGUCAAAUCAAAGUCGAGGCCUGACGGGAACACGUACAGACCAAAGUAAAACAAAACAAAACAUGACUAAAUCCAAUCAAAACCAAGGCACAAACAAACAAGAUAAAAACAGUGACAAUGAAUACCUGAUGGAUGAAUGACUGAAUGAAUGAAUGAAUAAAUAAGCGAUGGAUGCAUGUUGAAGGUGGGCGGAUGAAAGGGUGAAUGAAUGGGUUAAUGAACACAUAAAAGUACAAAUAUAGUGAGCGGAUGAGUGCAUGAAUGAUGAACUCCUUCAGUAACACACUCACUCUCACUGAUGGCUGAACGAGGAUGGCUGGCACGAAGUGACGGGUGAAUGGAUGAAUGACUUGAAAAAUGGAACGAAUUGGUGUAUGGAUGCAUGAGCCAAUGAAUGCAUGAAUAAAGAAAACAGGUGGGUGAAAUAACUGCUUUAGGUGAUGAUGGAUGAUGAUGCAUAACAAUGGAUUAAUGUAUCGGUGAAUGAAUGAGUACGUACAUAAUUUAAUGAUUAUGAAUCCACAAAUAGGUGGAUGAAGAUUAAGAAAUUGGGGAAGGAAUGGGAUGCAUGGAUGGAUGAGUCAUCCAUAAAUGAUAUCGGGUUAUGAAUGAAAGAAUGAAUGAAUGAACAAUAGAUGAAUGAAUGAAUGGCAAAAUGCAUAAACAAUGAAGGAAGGAAAGACGGAUGUAUGUUGAAAGAUGGGUGGAUGAAUGGGUGAAUGAGUGGGUUAAUGAAUGGUUUAAAAAGACAAAUGCAGUGAGCUGAUGAAUGCGUGAAUGAUGAACUCCUUCAGUAACACAUUCACUCUCAUUGAUGGCUGGCCGGGAGUGACAGGUUGAAUGCUCCUUCAGAUGCAUGGAUGAAUAAGGUGAGUGAAUGAAUGGAUGAAUGACUUGAGAAAUGGAAUGAAUGGGUGAUUUGGUGUAUGGAUGCAUGUGGCAAUGAAUUCAUGAAUAAAGAAAACAGGUGGGUGAAAUAACUGCUUUGGUGAUGAAUGGAUGAUGGAUGAUGCAUGUGCAUGCAUAGGAUUCAUGUGUAGGUGAAUGAAUGAGUACAUACAUGAACGAAUGAUUAUGAAUCCAAAAAUGGGUGGAUGAAGAUUAGGAGGUUAUGAAUGAAUGAAUGGCAAAAUGCAUGAACAAUAUAGGAAUGAAUGAAUGAAUGAAUGUACAAAUCCACAAACAAUAUAUGAAUGAAUGAAUGAAUGGAUGGAUGGAUGAAUGACAAAAUGCAUAAAAUAUGAAUGAAUGAAUGAAUGAUGAAUGAAUGAAUGAAUGAACAAUAGAUGAAUGAAUGAAUGGCAAAAUGCAUAAAAAUAGAUGAAUGAAUGGCAAAAUGCAUAAACAAUAUAUGAAUGAAUGGGAAAUGCAUAAAUAAUAUAUGAAUGAAUGAAUGAAUGAAAGUUAGACAGAAUGCAUAAACAAUACAUGAAUGAAUGAAUGAAUGGCAAAAUGCAAAAACAAUAGAUGAAUGAACGAAUGAAUGAAUGGUAAAAUGCAUAAACAAUAGAUGAAUGAACGAAUUAAUGAAUGGUAAAAUGCAUAAACAAUAGAUGAAUGAAUGAACAAUAGAUGAAUGUUCGAAUAAAACAACAUGAAACACAAAAUACAGUCCAUGGAAAGAAGGCAUUUGCAAUCUUGACCUUUUGCUUAUUUUUUUUUCUCUCUCUCUCUACAAGGCGGCUAAAUGAGAGACGAUGCCUAACGCCCCCCCCACCCCCCCCCACACGUGGCAAUAAAAGUUAAAAUAAACUACCAACAGUACCCCCCGCCCCCUAAAAAAAAGUACAUUUACGCCCCAGCCAAGGAUCGAGUGGAGGAUGGAGUGAAAAAAUGAUGUCAGGUGCGGGGCGGGGGGGUAAUUGGAUCUGGCCACGGGGGGGCUGCGACGUGCAGUCGGAGCGCGUCACAGUUUGACGAGUCUUCUCGUGAGGAUGCUUCCCAUCCGCUUUGGCUCUUCGCCUGCACGUGGACGCCAGUAGCGCCUUUCUCCUUGCACACCCAGGCCACAGGGCGGCCGAUGGGGCCGCCGCAAGAUGGACGUCGCCAACGCGAGCGAAGCGCAGCUGCCGGCGGCAGACGAUCCCUCCUCCAAUUGCUGCUGGACUACGCCAGCGCCGCCUGGUGGUGAGGAGGACUACCCGGGCCUUGAGGAUAGCACCCAUCUGCCGGGCGUGCGCGCGGCGCUCAUCCUGGCGUACGGCACCAUCAUCACCCUGGGCGUGGGGGGCAACGCCAUGGUGAUCCACGCGGUGUUCCGCUUCCGCCGCCUGCGUACCGUCACCAACUUCUUCAUCGCCAAUCUGGCCCUGGCCGACCUCCUGGUGGCGUCCCUGUGCCUGCCCUUCACGCUGGCGUACACCCUGCGUGGCGAGUGGGCAUUCGGCCGGGCGCUGUGCUUCGCCGUGCCCUGCGCCCAGGGCGCCGCCGUGCACGUGUCCACCAUCACGCUCAACGUGAUCGCGGUGGACCGCCUCCGCAACGUGGCGCUUCGGCCGGACGGCGCGCCGCGUCUGUCCCGGCGGGCGUGCGGCGCCGUGGUGGCGAUCGCCUGGGCGGUCGGCGUACUCCUCGCCAGCCCGCUGGCCGUCUUCCGGGAGUACGCCGUCUUCCAGCUGGCGCCCGGGAAAUCCAUCCAGGUGUGCGCCGAGAAGUGGCCCGAAACGGGUGGCAGCGCCCCCUACAGCCUGGCCAUGAUGCUGCUGCAGUACGGCCUGCCUUUGGCCGUCAACGUUGUGGCCUACGCGCGCAUCUGGAGCAAGAUGAACGCCGGCCGGCUGUCGCGGGCCCACCGGCGCCGCCGUAAGACCACCAAGAUGCUGGUGACGGUGGUGGCCGUCUUCGCCGUCAGCUGGCUGCCGCUGCACGCCUUCCAGCUGGCCGUGGACGUGGACGGCCGCGUGGGCCGCGCGCAGGACUUCAAGCUGCUGUUCAGCGCCUUCCACGCGGUGGCCAUGUGCUCCACCUUCGUCAACCCCAUCCUGUACGGCUGGAUGAACAACAACUACAGGAGCGCCUUCCUGGACGCCUGCAGCUGCUACCGGACCUUUGACCGACACAAAAAGCCAAACAAAAUGGCCUCUGCCCCGCCUUGCAAGUCCAACAAGGGUUAAGUGUCUAGUGGGCUACCUCAUAACUGUCAGAAACACCUCUCCGAGCUCAUCGGUGCAGCACUAUUCCUCGUUCUCAGCAGAGGAUAAAGACGAUAUGAUUUUUGAGAACUGUUGCUCCAUUUUGUCCCCGAACAUUUGUGUUCCAUCUGUUGCUUGAAGGCUCAAGUUUCAGUCUCAAAUCAUUUCCCCCCAUUGAAACCAAUGGAAGUGCCGUUUAUCCGUUCCAAAAACUUUGGGUUGAAAAAUCGCUGUCCCCAAUAUUCUUACUUCUUAAAAUACACAGAAGAAUGAAAUCAUUUCAAAACAGCAUUUGAAUAUCUCUUCGGUUAUAGUUCUCGGAUUUGUGUGAUUCUUGUUUUCAUUUUCAUUUUU